CACUUGACAACACACUCUCGCCUGAGGUGCCGGAGACAAGCGGACCUUCCACCGCCUUUCCUCCCUUCUGAAAACCUCAUUUUGCCGCCUCUCCUUGAAGAACAAGGGGACAGAGGGGAGUCAUAUCGCUUCUCUCUUCUUGUCGAAGGGAUCGUUCCAAGAAUUGAGCUUAAAGAGAAGGAGGAAGAAGGUGCAAUAUGGGCGGCGGUGACAAGUAUUCGGUCUUGCUUCCCACUUAUAAUGAGAGAGAGAACUUGCCCAUCAUUACGUGGCUUCUGUGCAAGUAUUUCAAGGAGAGCAACAUUAACUACGAGAUUAUUGUGAUUGAUGAUGGGUCCCCAGAUGGCACAUUAGAAGUUGCAAAGAAGUUGCAGGAGAUAUAUGGAGAAGACAGAAUUGUUCUGCGGCCAAGAGCGAAGAAGCUAGGUCUUGGAACAGCAUAUAUCCAUGGCAUAAAACAUGCUACAGGAAACUAUGUCAUCAUCAUGGAUGCUGAUUUAUCACACCAUCCCAAGUUCAUCCCUGAGUUCAUCAAGAAGCAGAAGGAGGGCAACUAUGACGUUGUGUCAGGCACGCGGUAUGUGGGGGAUGGGGGUGUGUAUGGAUGGGACCUGAAGCGCAAGAUUAUCAGCCGUGGAGCCAACUACGUUACACAGGUCCUCCUCAGACCUGGGGCAUCAGACCUAACUGGAUCUUUCAGGCUUUAUCGCAAGGAUGUGCUGCAGAAGCUGGUGGAGUCUUGUGUGAGCAAGGGCUAUGUCUUCCAAAUGGAGAUGAUCAUUCGGGCACGGCAAUUUGGCUACACUGUUGGAGAGGUUCCUAUCAGCUUUGUUGACCGCGUGUAUGGCGAGAGUAAGCUUGGAGGAUCAGAAAUUAUUGGUUUUGUCAAAGGACUCCUCUACCUUUUUGCCACAACUUAAGCAGGAUGGUAAUGGAAUGGCAUGGACUGAGAUGGAAUUGCAGUAUUAAUGGAAAUGGCAACAAGGAAGGACUUGUACUUAUAGGAGUGGAAGCUCUAGGGAGAAGAUGGAGGACCUUCAUUUUUGAAGUGGAUUUUCAUAAAGAGUAUGUCUGGGUGAUAGGAGGAUGAAAGUGGUCUUUGCUUCAUUGUUUUGGAGAGAUAUUUAUGUAUGUGUAUGUGUAGAAGUAUAUGUGAUGUGUGUUUUCUCAAAUGAAAUUAUUUUGAUACAGAGUUUAGGGAUAGAUCUGGUGCCUUUUGAACUUGAUGUGUAUUUCUGUUACUGACAGACAAGGUGUGUGUUUUUUACAUUUUUAUAGCAAAGUACUAUAGCUAUAUGUAAAAAAAAUUAACAUUCCAAUAUGAAUACUCCUUAGGGUAUCAGUUACUGAUAUUAUCCAUGUUCUGAAAAAUACUUUGCAGCUACAUGUUGAUGUCACUUGUUUUAAUGUUGAAUCAUACUUGUUAUAAAUAAAUAUUAAAUGCAU
Molecule: messenger RNA, 1446 nt
Organism: Penaeus monodon (black tiger shrimp)
Lineage: Eukaryota; Metazoa; Arthropoda; Malacostraca; Decapoda; Penaeidae
Gene: Dpm1
Product: dolichol-phosphate mannosyltransferase subunit 1
Exons: 6
Coding region: 198-920 (240 amino acids)
Biological process (GO): GPI anchor biosynthetic process; protein O-linked glycosylation via mannose
Cellular component (GO): endoplasmic reticulum membrane
Molecular function (GO): dolichyl-phosphate beta-D-mannosyltransferase activity
Source: RefSeq, a predicted model, not a curated record